This is a messenger RNA of Halichondria panicea, 7499 nucleotides long. Its product is annotated as kinesin-like protein KIF13B. Bases 334 to 2976 code for a protein of 880 amino acids. Lineage: Eukaryota; Metazoa; Porifera; Demospongiae; Suberitida; Halichondriidae. The record is from RefSeq and is a predicted model, not a curated record. The transcript is spliced from 15 exons.
UUUUUAUAGUAGACACACGUUUUCUUCAAUUUCAAGCCUUAGCCUACCUGAGUAUGGUAUCAUUGUCAUGUUUUGUGGCUUACCGGUAUAUAGUACCCGCAUUAGGAGAGCGAUUGAGUGGGGUAGUGUGUAGCAAGAUAUUAGGCCAGCAAGACAGAUCUAGAUAAGGACGAGCUCCCAUUGACUGAUAAUUGGACUAAUUAUUAGUUCAUUAUGCACUCUACAAAGCGAUGGCCAAAUGAAACAAUUUCCCAGCAAUAACAUCAAUAAAAGAAUUGAGGUAGCUCUGCUCGAUCGUAAAACACAAAACUUAACUGACUCUACAAUUGUACAAUGGCUACAGCUUUAUCUGAUGAAACUCCACAGAGUAUCACUAUAAGAGAGUGCUAUACUGUGCUAGUUGGCCAAUUGAAGUCAUCCAUUGAAAGUAUUGGAGAUGCACUUUAUGCCAAAGGACUCAUUUCACAAGACAUCCAUUCCAAAGUGCUAUUGGCUUCUGUAGUACCUGCAAACAAAGCAAGAGAAGUGUUUUCAUACUUGAUCGAAAGAGUCAAGCAAGAUCCGAAUGCAUACAAUGGUCUUAUUGCAGUCUUGACUCAAAAUGGUCGAUGGACAGACCCAGUAGUAGAAAAGUUAAAUGCUACAUUUGCAUGCAAGCAAUCCUACUUCCAUGAGACCCCAUCUACGCUACCAACUGCGUCUUUCCCAGUUGAAAGUGCUCGUACACCUCUUGUGCAGCCAUUGCACAGGGGUACGCAGGAUGACAUUACGGCAUCUUGCACCAAAAUAAUACGCUCGCUAGAGGCUCAACAGAUUGAAUUCAUCAAACUAAAAGAGAAACUCAAUGCGUCAGCGUCUAUCUCACCCUGCACCAGUACUGGUACAAGCUACAAGUUAUUCAGCCUAGAGAAGGAGUGGGAGGAAGUGAAUCGUGAGAGACUAGGUGACAUUCUAACACAGGCCAAGCAAAUGGUGCAAGAAGCCAACUCGCUACUGGAGACCUUCAAUGAAAAAAUUGAGCUUCAAGUUGUCCUUGCUGUCCCUCGCUCUCUACUUAGCUCCCAGCAAUCACCUGAUGUCAAUACGAGCGAUGAGAUUUUGGUUAGGGUCCUGCACAGACAGAAGGGGAGUGAGUCGGUGUGGAGUGUGAACACACUGCAAGAAAAGCUUGUCAUCUUGAGAGAUGUGGCUAAGAGGAAGGAGGGAGGUGCUCAGCUAGAUGAUAAUCUACCCUUCAAUGACUCAGAACAACCUACUCUCCUGGGACUUGCAAAUUUCUGUCUAGUGGGUCUCAAACACAAUGUUCCCCAUGAGUACAGCGCUCCUAUUGUGACUGCCACUGGAGAAGACGGUGGACACUUGAAGGUGAUCAUUGUGAGAUGCUCCCGGCAAAGUACUCAUGGUGAAGACUCUGGCCUGUGUCUUGGAGAUACCAUCACCUUUCAGAUCAAUGUGUUGGAGGCUACUGGGAUGUCCAAGGACUAUCGCCACUGUGUGUUCUGUCAGUACCGGUUUCAGGGAGAGAAUGUUAAGAUACAAUCCAAUCUGGAGAACAACUCACUGACAAGUAGAUUUCAGACAUUUCAACACAGCCAGGUGUUCAAGGUUACAACUGUUGAUGAAGAUUUUCUUGACAUUGUCAACAAUGGAGCACUUUCUAUCGAGAUGUGGGGACAACGAGAGAACAUUGAGGAUGUCUCCAAGGGGCUAGUGUAUGUGGCAGAGGGCGCUACGAAUAAGGGAAACAGUCAGUAUUCUGUUGCUGAUGAGGUUAGAGAGCUGACUAAGAGGCUAGAAGUUUGGGUGGAGAUACUAGAGCUCAAUGAACAAGGAGAGUAUGUGCCCGUGGCAAUGCGGAACAAAUCAGAAGUCUUAACAGGAGGUGUGUUCAAGAUACGACAGGGCCAUUCUCAGAAGAUCAAUGUGACUGUCCAUACAGUAUCGGAGUCUGGCAAUGGUCUUCUUUUGACUAAUAACAUCUCAUCAGUCUCUAUUGGAAGUAUCGACCUUUGUAGCAGUAACGACCGACCGCUCGACUCUUUUCAGUCAUAUGACCGAGAGAGAUUAUGUGAUAGAUGGGGCAAUGAUCUGCAGAGAUGUCAGGAACACCUGGAUGCUGAGUAUCGGAAGCUUGAUAAUGAUCAGUACAAACAGAAACAUUUGUAUGCAGAUAGGUACAUGGUUGUAUCACAGAGGCAUGACGUCUUGCAACUCAAGAAAGUUACAAGUGAGCUGCCUGGGGCACGUACAGACUGGAGAAAAAAGUCUGGGUUCGAGUGUAAAGUGCCCAUUCUAUUUCUUGAUUAUCCUUCGGUAUCCGAUGAUUCUAUGGAAACAAUGUUUCUUUGUGGAGAGAGAGAGGAGAGUAUGCUGGAUCUAAAGAUUGUCAAAAAACAUGAACACGGGGAACGACUGCAUGCUACAACCUUGUGGGACGUGGCUGCUCACAAUACCGAUGACCUCAACAAAGUGACUCAGGAUGGGUACAGGGUAUACGCUAUCCUCAAAGUAGGCGUGGCCCUCUACCAUCCCACGAACGUUGUACUGGAGCUGCGAAAAAGAAUCUGUAUGAAAGUAUACAACAAGAAGAGUGCUUUGAGUGCUUUCACGAAAAGUACCAACGAUAAUCGACCUGGAUGCGGUGUGAUGUAUGAUGUUGUACUGGGUGUACCUAAGACACGGGGCAUGCGACCACCCCCAAUUAUACCACCCAACCCCUCUCUAAUGGAGCUACAUGACGAUGAGGACCCUGUGGAGAGGUUGAAGACAGCGUUGACUUCCGUUGGCGAAAUUCUAUCUCUUGACAAGCUCAAACAGGAAGUGUCUUUGAAGGAGAAACUGAGUGAGGCUGGACAGAGAAAGAGGUUAAAUUCAACAGGAGCUCUCUCUCGGAAGAAUUGCUCGCCUAUAGAGGUUGCUCCCUUGGAUAAAAGAUUCAUUUUCGAGCUGUCUUCUAUAAAAGCGAAGUCAAGUUAAGUGAAAGCACGGCACAAGGUGGUGCUGAGCUCCUCAGGUGUUACAAUAUGGACAGGUGGGUAUACUGACCACUGCAGGAGACUAAAGGUGAGUGAUGAUGUGGAGUGUGAGUUGUGGUGUCAUUUUCUGCUGAUUUGGCUCAACGGUUACGGUUUUUCACUUGCAAAGGAGAGUCCCUGACCAGUUUGUGGUAGGCUAUAUGCUCUCGACUACAACUAGUACUUCAGAGAUCUCAACGUAAGCAGUAUACUGGCACUGUUAGAGUGUAAUAGUAGCUUGAGCGAUAUUGCUCACUUUUUUACCAUGAUUUCUGCAUGUGUGCAUGUGCAACUGGGCAAGAAAAAAUGCUGUCAUAAUCACUUUACAAUUUUAGUUGCAGCUUAAUGAUAAUGCCGCCCAAUCUGAGCAGUUUUUAUGCUGUUGUUCAUUGCAGCUUCUGCUAUACCGUAUAGCAGGUAAUUUUCGUGGGGAUAAAAAAUUCGUUUAUCUGCAUGGAAAACAGUGAUUUUAGUGAGUAUAAAUUUCGUUUAGUCUCGUUGCCUGUAUUGCAUUCAUAUGUUACGGUAAGCCAUGCCUGCGUUAAAAUUUCGUGGAUGUCAGCUUGACCACGAAAAUAACGAAUUUUUUACGCCACGAAAAUUACCCACUAUAUUUUAUAUACGGUAUAUAUAGUGUGUAUUUUGGUUUCAAAGAACUGCAUGAUUGUCACUCAGCUGUUUCAUACCUUCACCUUGAAAGUUGUACGCUUUACAGCUUGUUCCUGAAACUGUUACUUUCACUAUCAACAAACAGAUACAUGCAUGCAUGCAUGCAUGUUUACUAUAAUUAUUAUACCUAUUAAUCUAUUCUCAGUAAAUUCAUAUACUGCUAUACCAUUGUAAAAGGCUAUAAAACGCAAUGUAACUCAACCAAUUAAUCCGCUUAGUUGAGAAGAAGAUGAGUUGUCAACCAGAUCCUGAAACAAGUCACCAGGUUUAUAGAGAACAGCUGAAUAAACAAUAUGAAUCAGUAUACCAACAACUCAAAAUACAGGAAAAACGAUCUCAAUAUAUGACAAUCGAUCGCCCUAACUGCGUUAAGGAUAGCUCCCAGGUUAGAGGACAGUCGAACGAGCAAGAUGCGUACCAACAACUCAAAAUACAGGAAAAACGUUCUCAAUAUAAUUAUGACAAUCGAUCGCCCUAACUGCGUUAAGGAUAGCGAUAGCUCUCAACUAGCCAGUCAAAUCCGUACUAAAAUGAAGAGGGGGAAAUUCAUUGCUAUUGCUCUAGUGACUGCAUUUCUGGUCUGUACUUUAAUUGUGUGUUUUGUGGCAGUGAUUAUAUUCAGUCCUCUGGUCAGAGGUGGAGAAAAUGAAUGGAGUACCAGCACUGCUGAAGAUAAUCUAAGAUUCAGCAGUUGGAGGAAAUGCUGCAGGGAACAAACGACUCGUUUGAAUUGCUACAAAAAUCGCUACGAUCCUUAGAAGUAUCCUUAGAAGUACAAGUUCGGCGGCAAUCAGAUUUUGAUAGUAAUGUCUCCUCACAGUUUUUUAAUGUGCAGAACUCCGUGCAAAGUUUGAGCUCAAUACAGAACAAUAUUCGUCAAGAUUUAAACCGUCUUCGCACAAUAAACCUCUAUGAGGGCUGUAUAGAAGAGAAUGGGGCUUGCCAGUUGACUACAACAAAUUUUGCAUAUCUAAAUUGUGCCACUAUAGUUCCUAUCCAUCAAUCCUGGAGUAAGUCUAUUUAUAAACAAUGCAUGUCCUCCUUCAAAUAAAUACGCCAUCUCAGUUAAUUAUAAGUACGGCAUAUAAUUAUGUAUGUAGCUACACAGCUCAUCAAUCCAUAUUCAGAACACACAGUACUUCACAUCCAGCAUAUGGUGUGAACUGUCCAGGCCCAACCAUUCGUUUCAAUUUCGUACUACAAGAGUGGAAACAAUAUCAAAUGUAGCUGUGAAGUUACUUCUCCUACUAGUUAUGGCCACAACGCACCAUCAAUAGAUUCCAUCAUGCUCUGCACAAUGACUGUUACCAAAAUUAAUGUCCUUACACUCGAAACCUCCUGAACUGAAUCUUUUGCUGAAACUGAGACACUGUGUGUCUAGUUCAAAAAAAGGACUUGUGUUUGUAUACCCCUAAUAUAUAGCGCACGAGUGAAGCCAUGUAACAACUUAUUUGUUGCAUUCCUUUUUCGUAUACCGUAUAAUUAUUAUAAUAUAGCAGGUAUAUUAUUUCUUGAGAACUUUUGCGGAAUGACCGUUAGAAAGGUUUUCACGGAUUUAAUUUUCGCAGAAUAGCAGUCUUUCUGCAGCAUGCAUGCAUGCAUGCGAUAUUAAAUUGGGUAUGAAUGUUAGUGGUAGAUGCAUGCUUGAUCAGCGAAAACCACAAACAUUUAUACCCUCGAAAUAUACCCGCUAUAAUUAUAUAUAAGGUACACAUCACUCUUUUUAUAGGACACCUAUAUAGUUUACCCUAUAGUUCCAGACCUUAGCCGACAAUUAACGGUUAGUGUAUCCAUUGCUAAGCAGUUGCUCACUAGAUUCUAUAAUUAUGCAAUUCGUUGCUGUUAUACAUAACCAUGCAACAACACAUUCACCAUGCACCUUAUGUUUCCAAGGAAAUUGUGUUGUACAGCUUGUGCAUGUGUAUAGCCUCGACCCCAGGCCGAGACUUGUGUGGAGUUGCUAUUCUUUAGAUCUACAGUCUAUUCCCGACACUGGCAUCCUUAAAUUAUAAUAUUACUAUACGUCUCAUACAUUCAAAUGUGUUGUGGAAAUUAAGAGGAUGCAUCAUGCAUGCAUAUAUGCAUGAAGAGUCGAAAAAAAUUAUUAGCUCUCAAAGAAAGAAGAUUUCAGGACGUUAGGUAACGUAAACAUACGAUCAUGCUUAUAAACUUCUCUGUAUAUAUCAGUCACAUGCAAUUGAAUACUCGUUUCUCUCUCUCAACAGGUGAUAUAAAAUCAAAAUGCACUAAAUAAAAAUCCCACUAAAAAAAUAUUUAUGCCAUCUCAAAAGUUCCACAUUCUUCGAUAGCUAAGGUAAGUUUGUCACGUAAAGUUUCAAAUGAUUGGUAUCCAGGAAGAUCGAGUCUGUUGAAGCAGGUGUGAGCUCUGCAGAGGAGAAAAUAAUAAUUUAAUAAUUAUUAAGCAACACAUUGCAUGCACUUACAUGUAGCUACGCUGUUCAAUUGCACGUAAUAAUAGUAAUAGCUACUGAAGUACAUGUAGUUAGUCAAUUGACCUGGAUUAUACACACACACCCGCUCACAUUGGUAGAGAACGUGAUGAUUCCAAUGAGUCAAUGGUAAACCUCUGGAUAGACCCAGAUCCCCUCAGGGCUUUGAAACCCUCAAAUGGAACACUAGACGUGCCAGUAACAAACUGCAAAAGAAAUGUCUUAUUAAUGUAUGUAGCUUGUAUGAACAAUGUUUUAGAGGUACACUAGUAUCCAUGACAACACACCACAUGACAUAAUACUGGGGAUGUGGUCUCACUUGUAACAGUCGCAGCUUCUGUUCAUUGGUGAACUCCACCACUGCCCUCCAGAACCACUUGAUGACCUUGUGCGUAUUACUGUAGCCUGCAAUAUAACAUUUUAUGGCAGCUCACAUGACUAUCCUGUUCUAAUGCAUGUACAACUGGGUUCAUUUUUAUUGUGUCUAUAAUACUGUAGCAACGCGUACACACACACACACUGAUUGGCAGCUGCUAAAAUUUGGCCUACGUACAUAGCAGUUGGUUAUUUCACUAUGCCAAGCGGGAAGCUCAAUUUCGAGAAAGCUCUUAGACUACUAUCAAAGCGUCACCAGAUGCUGUAAUUAUCUCAUAUACAUGUAUGUAUCUACAGUAAACAUACAUGUAUCAAUAAUAAGCCCCUACCUCCAUAGUAGACGGUAUUGUUCUUCCAAUCAUCAAUAUCAAUCUCUGCAGUUCCUGCGAUGACCCACUCGAGUUCCUGAGCAUCGAAGUUUUUGAGAUAAGCCAAUGGCAUCAUCUCUCGCAAUCCUUUCACCAGGCUCUCAGUUUGGGGGCCGGUCCCACGAGAUACGCGCCACUGGAUCAUGAGGUUCAUGUACUCAACCUUGUUAGAGUUGGUGACUACGAUGUCGGCACCGCCAGGUUUGAGCUCGUACUCUGAGGUCUGUGUGUGUGUGUGGGUGGUGGUGUGGAUGGGUGGUAUCGCGUCAUGUUUGUGCGGUGUGUGUGUGUGCGUGAUGGUGGUGUGGGUGUGUGUUCAAGAGAUACUCUAAACUCACUUCUCCAAAGGUCUCUUCAAGAACGGCAAAGUUGAGGUCCAAUGGCUCGGGGUCGUUGUGUUGCACGUACUGAAGACUGUUGUAGAACGAUAUGUCUAUGGCCUCCAUGUCACUCACGACACAUUUCCUGAAUAUCAAUGGAAUAUCUUCUAAACACUGUGCAUAUUACAUGUGUAUACAUAUACUCAUGCAUCUCUAGCGAUCUUGUCUUAUAAUUAAUGUACAUGUACGUAUGAUAUCGAUAUUAGAAACUGAGAUCGUCACAACGAUAGUCCAAUAUUUCAA